AAUGUGUUGUGUUCAAUUGAGAACGCUCUCGUAGCUAUGACACGCUAUCUGCGCCGAGCAGAGUCAGAAAAAGGGAAUGCUGUAUUCAGCGAGGUAUUAUCGCGCACUUUGCAGCGCAAACUCGUGUCACUUAUGUGUUUCCAAUUUGUUGAGGAGGAAGGCCGUUCACGAGUUCUGAAAACUUCGAGAUUGAUAGCCGAAAGAAUAAUGAUGGAGCUGUUGCUUAGUCAACAAAAUUCCUGUAGUGUUAGCACACAUCUUUGGACGGCUGUUCGCGCCAGAGGUUGCCAGUUUCUCGGGCCAGCAAUGCAAGAGGAUGUUCUGAAGUUAAUUCUUCUUGCACUUAAUAAAGGUGCACUGAUAGCUCGGAAAGCAUUAGUUAUGUAUGUGGUGCAAAUACUAGCGGAAGAUUAUCCCCAAAUGGCGCUUGAGUGUGGUCUUCGAAUCAGCCCUGAUCAGUGGAGCGCGUUGUUGUACGGUGAUCAGUCUCAUCGAUCACAUAUGCAAUCCAUAAUAGAUCGACUGCAGACCCCUAAGUCAUACAUGCAAGAUGUGGACGAGCUCAUUUCAGUUUCAAAUGAAACAGAUUCAAUGACUACCGCAUGUGAUUUAGCGCAAAUAACGCAGCUUCUUCGCCAUUUUGAUUCGCUUUCAAUUCAUCAUGAACGCGUAAGUUGGCAACGAUUCGCGGAGUACAUUGGCGCUUUAUACAAGCUUAUAAAGUCACAUGCCGAAUUAGGAAUAAAGCGAAAUGAACAAUGUGUUUGCAAAGGACGGCGUCCUUCGUUACUACGCCCUAUUGCUCAUUUAAAGUCUGCAGUAGUUUACAAAGCCUACACGUACAAGACGAAGAUGUGCAGGGAUAUUUCUGCCCGUCGUUUGUGUCCACGUGGGGCACGAUGCACUUACGCUCAUAGCACUGCAGAGCUUCGUAACGGAUCCCGAAGGAAUGUCACAUCUUGCUUCCAGCAAUCUAAUAACGGCCACUUAGCGACACAGCGUGUAAUGGUUCCAUCAGCUAUAUAUCCAACUGGUAUAAAUGGGACUUACCACAUUGAUUCGUCACUUACAUCAGUUACACCACCUUCCCUUACUCAUCCGACCAUAGUGCCAAUCGUUCCUGUUCCGCUAAUGAUUUCGCCACAUGCACACCACUCCAUGUCCCAAGUUCCUUCUACUCAUGCAAGUCCUCAAGUGGUUAUGUUGCCUCCUGGGAUAUCUCAUCAAGGAAUGGUUCUGAGCAACCCGAGACCUUAUCCACAAUCUUCUGGUGCUUUUCACUUAUCACCUCAACCAUCUUCGUUAUGUAACACACAUCCGCCUGGCGUUCCUGAUGCUGUGCUCGUUCACCAUUUGAAUUCUCCGCCCAGUCAAUCACCUCAUCAAAUUUGGGUGCAUACGUCUCCAGCGGUAUAUUCCUUUGAUACAACACCUGAUAAUGGCUUUGUGUGGUCAAGUCCAUGCAGACCCGAAUUGACUGUUCCACCUCCUUCAGUGCAGUCAUCUCGACUUGGCGAUCAGUCACUCGAUACUGAGCAACUGAUGAUGAAACGGAACGAAGUCAUAAAUCGCUUUGUUCCUCUAACAUUGCUGGACGAAGAUGAGUUUGAAGAUGGUGGUGUUGGUCACGUAUCUUAUACAGUCGCUUCAUCGGUCUUGGAUGAAAGAGGAGAACUCCAUCCUGUGGCAUUAAUGGUUGGUCCACAAGCAUUGGAACUGCCUCCAAUACCUGCAGCAAACCUAUCCACUAUACCUCUGCCCACAACAGUGGCGGACGGAACGGUGUAA
Molecule: messenger RNA, 1788 nt
Organism: Angiostrongylus costaricensis
Lineage: Eukaryota; Metazoa; Nematoda; Chromadorea; Rhabditida; Metastrongylidae
Source: the annotation of a GenBank genome assembly